ACAAUUUGGGGCGGAGUAAUUCUACGUCCCUCCCACUCAGGCCAGUGGAGUGGAGGAGAAUUAAUUCCUAAAGGGCUGGCUCUGGCUCCUCCGACAGAGCUCAAAGACGUAGCUAGGAGGCAUUUGUGUGCGUCUCAGGGAAAGAGAGAGACAGAGAGAGAGAGAGAGAGAGAGAGAGCGAGAGAGAAAGAAAGAGAGGGAGAAAGCUGGCUAAAUGAGUGUAGACCUCUCUAGCUGAUCCGGGAGGUUGUUUUGCCACUUAGCCCGUCAUGUGAUUGCCCUGGGCUUGUUAUCCUUCGGUUUUUCUUUUUUUUGUUAACUUGAUCUUCAGAAGCAGUCUACCUACCACCGCAGAGAAGCCAAGUAGGCUAGGACUUGUAAUCAAAUACCGCUGGUGCGUUUUUUAGUAGGGUAGGCUAGGGCUUCUGCGUUCCAAAAGGGUGGUGGACCCGAACACAAGCUUCCUGUGGAGACUCACUACCAUCUAGCAAAGGCAACAGCGGAACACCUUAAUACUUGUUGGAGACGUCCAGAGAAGGAGUGCCUCUCGCUACACCUGGGUCGUUGCAGCUGGGUCUUCUUUUCAGUCCUUCUACAAAGAAGAGGAUUUCAAGGAAUAUAAUAUAUGCCACAGAUUAAAAAGGUCUCAAAUGCUCGGUUAACAAUGGGAUCUACGAACCACUGAAGAGCCUCUGACAAAAGAACAGGGGACACGGGAGGAGAAAAGGAGAGGGGACUCUCAGAGAGAGAGAGAGAGAGAGAAGGGGCCCCUAUUGAAAAGAAAAGCGUAGGUUGGGUCGGGUAGGAUCAGCUUUGUGUCUGUCGGUGUGUGGUUUGGUUGCAUGCUGUCCUCUCCAGGGGACAUCCUCCUUUGUGUGAGAGAUAGUUAACAAAAGACAAAGAAUGGCUAAUAAACAGAGAGGAGAGUGUCGAGCGGCGGAGGAGGCGGCUGGGACUGGGAUGCCUGGUCUGGGGAGCUUAGCUGUGGGUUGCAGGGCUAGUGUGUUGCUGCUACUGGCUCUCAUGAUAACUCUGGCUCAAGGGGCCUGGCCACUGGAUCAAUCCCAGGGACAGGUGGAGGUGCUGGGGGACAUGAUGGUGGACGGACCCGGGGAGCUGGAAGCCUCCAUGCACUCCUCCAUACUGUCAGACUUCCAGGUGGUGGAGGCAGCUGUGGAGGCCUUGGAGCCGGUGGCAGAUGCUGUUCAGCAGUCUGCAGUAGGAGCAGGGGGAGUGUCAGGAUUCCCAGACUCGUCUGCUGUGGUGGGCCGGGUGUUCCAGAUGAAGGUUCCGGUGAAGACGGACUAUACCAGGAACAUGGUGAAGAUAACUGAGUCAGGCAAGGAGACGCUACCGACAUGGCUGCACUGGGACUGGAAGAGAAACAUCCUACAGGGUCUACCACUGGGGGAGGACAAGGGUGUCCACUAUAUCUCCGUCUCCACAUCCAACGGCAGCCAGGAUAUCUUCUCUGUCGAGGUUCACCCAGAAGAGCACGCUGACACCGACCCGAUCCAGGUAGCCAUCCAGUCAGCGUCCAACAACUCCAACAACGAGGUACAGCCAUUCGUCUGUGGCAACGAGGAGCCGGUGACGGUCCUCACAGUGAUUCUGGAUGCCGACCUGACCAAGAUGAGCUCCAGACAGAGGGUGGAGCUGCUGGGCAAGAUGAAGAAGUUCUCUGGCGUGGCGCUCCAGCACAUGAAGAUACUUCCCGUGGUCAACAACAGAUUGUUCGAUAUGUCCGCCUUCAUGGCCGGACCAGGAAAUGCCAAAAAGGUGGUGGAGAACGGAGCCCUGUUAUCCUGGAAGCUGGGCUGUUCCCUGGACCAGAGUAACGUCCCUAAUAUUAGUAGCGUCCAGGCGCCGGCUAAAGAGGGCACUAUGUCGGCUCAGUUGGGAUAUCCGGUCGUCGGUUGGCACAUCGCCAACAAGAAGCCUCAUAUCCCAAAACGGGUGAGGCGCCAGCUCAACAAUACCCCUACUCCUGUUCUAGCUUUGCUUCCCCCAACGUCUGUCGUCGAGCCCCCUGUUCGCAUUGUACCCACCCUAUCGUCACCUGCCAUUGCUGCCCCCACAGACAGCUCUGCCCCACCCAUGAGAGGGCCUGUGCCCUUGCCCAUGAAGCCCACGAUCCGUGUCAGAGACUCUUAUUCCCACACUCCUACUCAGGGUGCACCCCUGCCAACCAGAGUGAUGGAGUCCACUAGUACCAUCUCCAUUGAACCCACCAUGACCAGGCAUACCGUUGUGGAAGCUACGCCGACACUCCCUCCACCCACCACAGUCGCCACCAGAAAGCCAACCAAGAAACCAAAGAGACCGAAGACUACUCCGAUUCCAAGGGAGCCCAAGACCACAACAGCCAAACCAGCCAGGCGCACCACCCCUUCGUCCAUCGUGCCUGACCCAAGAAACGAGAAACCAGAUCUCCGCAACCCCAUCGAUCAGGUCAAUGCCUUCGUGGGCACAUAUUUUGAAGUGAAAAUCCCAUCCGAUACUUUCUUUGACAAAGAGGACGGUACGACAGACAAGCUGAGGUUGACAUUGAGGAUGAACCACAACGAAGUGGUCGGAGAUGAUUCCUGGAUACAGUUUAAUAGCACAAGUCAGCUGCUGUACGGUCUACCUGACUCGAACCACAUCGGGAAGCACGAGUACUUCAUGCAGGCCACCGAUAAGGGCGGUCUGAACGCGAUCGACGCCUUUGAGGUCCGUGUGAACCGCUGGGCUUCCAACGAUAAGUCCCCGGUUUUGUUCCAGGCUCGCUUCCACGGGGAACCUCACCAGGUGACCAACGACAUCCACAAGAAGAUUUUGCUCAUCAAGAAACUGGCAUACUCUUUCGGGGACCGCAACAGCAGCACAGUCACCCUGAGGAACAUCACCAAGGGAUCCAUCAUGGUGGCGUGGACCAACAACAGCCUUCAACAGAACCCCUGUCCCAAGGAGCAGAUCCAGACCAUGUCCAGGAGGAUCUCUGACGCCCAGGGAAGGCCCUCCCAGACAUUCAUCUCCACCAUGGAACCUGAAUUCAAACCCAUCGACAUCAAGAUCAAAGGGACAGCUGCCUGCCGGAACUACAUGUUCGUGCCGCCAAGUGAAAUCACCAUUCCUAUACCCCCGGCCGUCACCCCGACGCUCGGCGCCGGACGCCAGAGCACGGACGACGUCUACCUCCACACGGUCAUCCCUGCAGUGGUGGUGGCAGCCAUAUUGCUGAUCGCCGGCAUCAUCGCCAUGAUCUGCUACCGUAAGAAGCGCAAGGGCAAGCUGACCAUCGAGGACCAGGCUACCUUCAUUAAGAAGGGGGUGCCCAUAAUCUUUGCAGACGAGCUUGACGACUCCAAGCCCCCUCCGUCCUCCUCCAUGCCCCUCAUCCUGCAGGAGGAGAAACCCCCACUGCCUCCGCCAGAGUACCCCAACAUGGCCAGUCCAGAGACCACACCCCUGAACCAGGACCUUCUGGGGGAGUACACAGCUCUGAGGGAUGAGGAUCCCAAUGCCCCUCCCUACCAGCCUCCACCCCCUUUCACUGUCCCCAUGGAAGGUAAAGGAUCUCGUCCAAAGAACAUGACCCCCUACAGAUCCCCACCACCUUACGUGCCACCCUAAGGUUAGCUGGCUCCUCCAGAGGAGGAGAGGGGAAGCAGGGGGGACUUGUAACCGUCUCACACCAGUGUUGUCUGUUUGGGAGUAAGGGGUGGGAGGAGGAGGGUAGAGGCUCUGCAAAGUGGUAAUGAACUUCGGACAUUUUGGGUUGGGAGGGUUUUGUGCUGAUCUGAUCAAGGCUGAGUUAAGGUUGAACGAUGGGAGGGAGGGAGAACUAGGUGGUAGCCUCGGCAACAGUAGCCACAACAAUGACACUAUUUAGUCUCUCGUCGUCUCAUUGGCUACAGCUGAACAGCUAGAUUGAGAAGACACGCCCCCUCCUGUCCCAGCAACUUUUUCUCCAUUUGAAACUAAAUGGCCUUUUUGUUUUAUUUUGUGUCUUUGGUUCUGGUUUUCUUCUGUUUUUGACUUGACUUUAAGAUCAAACUACUUGCCUUUUUAAUCUUCUUUUAUCUUGAAUAAUACAAGAGGACAAUAAACAAACACACUGCGGGCAAAAAGGUUUUUAAUGAUGAGAUAGAGAGUUCUAUGAAUGAAAACCAACAUAAUCAUGUUGAUCUGGGACAACCCUGCAGACAGCUGAACACAAUGGCUGAUCGAUGUGGAGGUGGCUGUUUGGAUUCAAUAAGGUUUGCCUUUUAACACUAAUUGUAUAUUUUUACCCUUAUUCACACAAUGUCUCGUCAAGAUGAGCAUAACAAAGGUAGCCUAAAAGAAUAAUUAGAAAUUAGUAUAAAAAAAGUUAUUUUCUGUUUUUUUUUUCUAAACUUUAUAUCUUUUAAGGUUAGAUUAGAUAGAUAGAUAGAUAGAUAGAUAGAUAGAUAGAUAGAUAGAUAGAUAGAUAGAUAGAUAGAUAGAUAGAUAGAUAGAUAGAUAGAUAGAUAGAUAGAUAGAUAGAUAGAUAGAUAGGAUUGUUUUGGUGGCGGUGGAGCAGAUCUCCUGACUGAAAUAGCCUGCAGGAUCUCAUUUUCCCCCGAUCAGAAAGGAACGGUACACUUAGUAGGUAGGCCUAGUCAGGGUUAGUGAACGUUAACAUGGAAGGCAAUGACAACCAGAUGGUUACCCUGGCCUUGUUAUUACCAGAUGGUUAGCCUGGCCUGGUUAUUACCAGAUGGUUACCCUGGCCUGGUUAUUACCAGAUGGUUACCCUGGCCUGGUUAUUACCAGAUGGUUACCCUGGCCUGGUUAUUACCAGAUGGUUACCCUGGCCUGGUUAUUACCAGAUGGUUACCCUGGCCGGGUUAUUACCAGAUGGUUACCCUGGCCGGGUUAUUACCAGAUGGGUACCCUGGCCUGGUUAUUAUUAUUAGAUCUCUUGUUUUUACUUUGCCUGAGUUUCCCAAAGCCACCCAAAAUCAUUCAAGAGAGAAAUAUAACACAAUACAAUGCCCCUUUUUUACUAUUCUUGUUUAAAAUGGGUUAAAAUGAGUAUCAUAAUCCGAAUAUGAUCAUAACAUUGACAAUUUGAAUGCCAUUUUGCCUUUAUGGUGAUGCGACAAGUGUCUUCUGUAAAUAACGAUGGAUCGGCCUGUGUGUAUUUUUAGUCCAAAAAAAACGUUUUGUGGAAAUCAGAUGUGGAAAAAAGCCUCCUGCAGUUUAUUUUAGACAAGGGGGUCAUUAUUUUUUUAUGUAGUGAUGAUGCUCUUGUUUUCACAGGAAACAGUUUAGGGCUGUUGAGAGUGAUUGAGAAUGUCCUGAAAGGGAUACAGCAUGUAUUCACAACUCAAAGGUCAUUGUUGAGAGGAGGGUAGGAGAGUUAGAGGGAGAGAAAGAAAGAAAUGGGAAUAUCCCAAUUACAAGAUUACCAGAAAACACAGAAAAAAAUGGUUAAUAAAAUCUCUAUCUAAUUUUUUUACACACCGUUUUUGAUACAGCAUCAAAUUGUUUAAAAAAAAAUCUAUAAAUACAUGAAUAGUGUACUGCAAUUUGUAAAAUCUUAGAGUAGAGAAUUGAUUCCUUAUUAUAUACCUUUUCUCAUUGGUCACCUAUUUCAAGGGAUUAUUUUAAAUUUUUUGCCAUAUUGUCGAAUUGAAAUGUGCCUCCUGUUAUACAGUCGGAAUGACCUGUUUUAUUUAAUGUUCAAAUUCUUCUUCACUGACGACUUUGAAAGUGACCCUUUGCAAUAAUGUAAGGUGCUGCCUGGUGGUGGUGGUGAGUGGUCAAUGCAGGUUAGAUGAGUGAUGAUGUACUACACGCAUAAUGAUGAUGAUGAUGUACACGCAUAAUGAUGAUGAUGAUGAUGAUGUACACGCAUAAUGAUGAUGAUGAUGAUGUGCACGCAUAAUGAUGACGAUGUACCUACAUAGUUUGUUUUUGUCAGAAACCAAGUGUUGCUUUUUGAGUGUCCAUUUAUUAUGGAAGCCGACCUCCGUCUAUCUAUAUCCAGAUAAUACUUCUUCACACGUUUGAAAUUCUAAUCCAACAAGUCCCAAUAGUAUUGGAAUGAAUGAAUCAUCUAUAUAUAUAUAUAUAUAUAUAUAUAUAUAUAUAUAUAACAGAGUGGAUUAUGAUGGUAUAUCUUGCUUGGUAUGUUGCCGUACAUUAUAAUAUAGAGAUUUAUUUUUUAUUGAUGAGUUUGGGUUAUAAUUGGUUUUCUAAUGCUUCCCCAUAUUGAUGAGUCAAUAUGUCUACGUCCAUAGAGGUUUCAUUAAGACGUGUUAUCCAUCUAUCUAAUCAUGUCAGCCAUUUUGACACCCCUUGAUUCCUGUCACAAUAACUGGUUCAUAAUUCUGUCUCCUUGAACUAAAACUGGUGUUAUUAAUCUUGACUAGAAUCGUUCAAAAAAAAAAGUUAACAUGUUGGUAGAUCUCCUUUCAGUUCAAUGUUUCCAUCACACUCACCGCCAUGAAAUACAGAUAAGGUUUAUGAGUUAUAUGUAAAAUAACUUGCUGACCCCCCCCC
Salvelinus namaycush (lake trout) is the source of this 6513-nucleotide messenger RNA. Its product is annotated as dystroglycan-like. Lineage: Eukaryota; Metazoa; Chordata; Actinopteri; Salmoniformes; Salmonidae. Bases 904 to 3615 code for a protein of 903 amino acids. The record is from RefSeq and is a predicted model, not a curated record. Gene Ontology annotation, cellular component: dystroglycan complex; basement membrane; sarcolemma. Gene Ontology annotation, molecular function: calcium ion binding; laminin binding. The transcript is spliced from 4 exons. Gene Ontology annotation, biological process: morphogenesis of an epithelium; nerve development; axon guidance.